Rotaria sordida is the source of this 924-nucleotide messenger RNA. Lineage: Eukaryota; Metazoa; Rotifera; Eurotatoria; Philodinida; Philodinidae. The record is from the annotation of a GenBank genome assembly.
AUGAGUGGUCAUAUAAAUAAAACUGUUCUUAUUACUGGAGCUUCUGGUGUAUUAGGCCGAAAAGUAAGAAAUCGGUUUAUCGAUGCUGGAUGGAAUGUAACAGGAGUUGCAUUUAGUCGAGCAAAUAAAAAUAAUUUAAUUCGUUGUAAUCUAACUAAUUUUGAUGAAACAAAUUCUAUUAUUCGAAAUGUGAAGCCAGAUGUAAUUAUUCAUUGUGCUGCUGAACGUAAACCUGAUGCAUUUGAAAAAAAUCUAACAGAAUCAAUGUUUCUCAAUGUUGAAGUAACUCGUUUUCUAGCUGAACUAGCUGCUAAAGAAAAUAUAUUCUUUAUUCUUAUUUCAACUGAUUAUGUUUUUGAUGGAAAUAAUCCACCAUAUAAAGAAGAUGAUACUCCUAAUCCACUUCAAGCUUAUGGUAAAAGUAAAUAUGAAGCAGAAUUAAUAACACAAAAAAUAUCGAAAGAGCAUCUUAUACUUCGUGUACCAUUACUUUAUGGUGAAGUUGAAACAUUAGAUGAAAAUGCAGCUACUAUUCUAUUGAAAAACAUUAAAAAUACUACCACUCGAGUUAAAAUGGAUGAUGUUCAAACUCGUUAUCCAACUUAUAUGGGUGAUGUAGCUGAAGUUUGUUUACAAUUAUGUGAACAACGAAUUCUACAAAAUCGAAAAGAAGUUCAUGGUAUAUUUCAUUUUUCUGGUAAAGAAAAAUAUACAAAAUUUCAAAUGGCAUUAAUUAUUGCUUCUCUUUUUCAAUUACCUAUUGAUCAUAUUGAACGUGAUCAAAAUAUAGGAACAAAUAUAAAUGUUCAACGACCUAACAAUGCAGCAUUAGAUUGUAGUAAAUUAUCAAAUGAACUUGGUAUUCAUAUAAACCAAGUUAAAUUUGAAACAACAAUUAAAAAUUGUCUUGAACCAUUUAUUUAA